Molecule: messenger RNA, 818 nt
Organism: Poecile atricapillus (Black-capped chickadee)
Lineage: Eukaryota; Metazoa; Chordata; Aves; Passeriformes; Paridae
Product: olfactory receptor 14J1-like
Exons: 1
Coding region: 20-784 (254 amino acids)
Biological process (GO): G protein-coupled receptor signaling pathway
Cellular component (GO): membrane
Molecular function (GO): olfactory receptor activity; G protein-coupled receptor activity
Source: RefSeq, a predicted model, not a curated record
CCACCACCUGCACAGCCCCAUGUUCUUCUUCCUGCUCAACCUGGCCCUCACUGACCUGGGCUCCAUCUGCACCACUGUGCCCAAAGCCAUGCACAAUUCCCUCUGGGACACCAGGACCAUCUCCUACUCAGGAUGUGCUGCACAGCUGUUUCUGUUUGUCUUCUUUCUUGGAACAGAGGUUUUCCUCCUGACCAUCAUGUGCUACGACCGCUACGUGUCCAUCUGCAAACCCCUGCACUACGGGACCCUCCUGGGCAGCAGAGCUUGUGCCCACAUGGCAGCAGCUGCCUGGGCCAGUGGCUUUCUCAAUGCUCUGCUGCACACCGCCAAUACAUUUUCCCUGCCCCUGUGCCAGGGCAAUGCCCUGGGCCAGUUCUUCUGUGAAAUCCCACACAUCCUCAAGCUCUCCUGCUCCAAAUCCUACCUCAGGGAAAUUUGGCUUCUUCUGUUUUCCCUCUGUUUAUUUCUUGCCUGUUUUGUGUUCAUUGUUUUCUCCUAUGUGCAGAUCUUCAGGGCUGUGCUGAGGAUCCCCUCUGAGCAGGGGCGGCACAAAGCCUUUUCCACCUGCCUCCCUCACCUGGCCGUGCUCUCCCUGUUCCUCAGCACUGGCAUUUUUGCCAACCUGAAGCCCCCCUCCAUCUCCUCCCCAUCCCUGGAUCUGGCAGUGUCAGUUCUGUACUCGGUGGUGUCUCCAGCCCUGAACCCCCUCAUCUUCAGCCUGAGGAACCAGGAGCUCAAGGCUGCCCUGAGAAAAUUGAUGACUCUGUAUUUUCAGAAGUAUUAAACUCUCUCUUUUCUGCUGCAGAGCCUUUUGAAUG